AUAUCAAACUUGGAGAAAACGAAGGAGAAGAAGAAAGAACAAUCUCGCGGAUUCAAAACAGAGCCGAGAGCUUCUGCGUUAAAGUUUAGUCCUUUGAGAAAUGGCCGAAGAACCCGAAAAGUUGUCUUCUUCAGCGUCACAUCAACCUUCUGUUGACAAGAAACCUGAAGAUGCUGGGAUCAAACCUCAGGAUCCAGCGUCUUCUUCUGGGUUUCGAGCUUAUCCCAAUGGUGAUUCUCCAAUGUACACGGUUUUUUAUCCGGGUCUUGUUCCCGGAUCGAAUCCUGCACAAUACGAUGAACAAAUGAACCGUGGAGCUGGGAUCUAUGCGGUUCCUGUGCAUCAAUUCGGAGGACAUAUCGCUGGUCUUCCUUCAAAUUACCUUAUCCCUCUCACUUACAAUGUUCCCACUACUAGACCAAGUAAUGAGGGUGAGACUGGGGGAGAGAAUCAAGCGCAAGCCGGGCAGGGUCAGCAACAGCAGCAACCUGCACAUCAAAGGCACGUUGUGGAAAGGAGAUUUCAGAUUGCGUUUCAGCUUGACUUGUUUCUCAUACUCAAGCUUGCUGCUGUCAUAUUUCUGUUCAACCAAGAUGGAUCAAGACAAAGGCUCGCUGUUCUUGUGAUUUUCGCUACCAUAAUAUACUUAUACCAGACUGGAGCUCUUGCACCAUUUGUGCGAUGGCUUUCACAAGGUAUGCAUAGAGCAGCAGUACCACCACCUCGACCUCAUAGACCUGCUGCCAGAGUUGAUAAUGAUCCCGCUGCUGCAGUGCCACUAAAUGAAGAUGCAGUUCCAGAGGGACAAGAGAAUCAAGCUGUUAACGGGAACCAAGCAAAUGAAAAUGAAAACGUGGAUGCAGGAAACCAAGGGAAUCAAUGGUGGGGAAUAGUGAAAGAGAUCCAGAUGAUAGUUUUUGGCUUCAUAACUUCACUACUCCCAGGUUUUCACAACAUAGAUUAGACACUUUUUCUGCAUACUCUCCAUCUUCUCGAUCCAGAUGUUGUGUUCUACUUUAGUCUUCUCGAUCACAUGUGUAAGUACUAGAAAAUUUUACCUUAAGACUCCAAAACUAAUGUAUGUGAGCAGCAAUUUCUAUGCUUUUGCCUC
This is a messenger RNA of Capsella rubella, 1111 nucleotides long. RefSeq lists its product as uncharacterized. Lineage: Eukaryota; Viridiplantae; Streptophyta; Magnoliopsida; Brassicales; Brassicaceae. Bases 101 to 964 code for a protein of 287 amino acids. The transcript has 5 exons. The record is from RefSeq and is a predicted model, not a curated record.